AAAUCAAAUAAAUGAAAUAUUUCGGAAUAUUUGUUAUAAUUUUGUUUAAGAUUUUGAUUUGUAAAAGUGACGUUUAUGAAGAAGCCUUUAACGGAAAUGGCGAUUCCAUGCAGAUUGCCAUUGCCGAAUUAUUUGUGAAUCCCAAUGACAAUGUAAACAUGGAGCAGAUACGCCACAUCGAAGAUGCCUUGCAUUGGAAGAGCAAUCCCUGUGAGAAUUUUUUGCAUUUUGCCUGUGGCAAUUGGCCUUAUUUUAUGGAAGCGGAUGUUCUCGAUAUUCGGCAUGUGGUUGAUGCCAAAAAUAAUAUGGAAUUCGCCAUGAUUUUUGAACAGCAAAAUCCCAAAUUUCCCGCCAUUAAUUUCAUGGGGCAGGUACGUAAUUACUAUGGAUCUUGUAGACGAGUGCAGAAGAGGGGAAAAGCUCUCAAUCCUUUGGAGUAUCUAAAGUGGUUGGAGUUCAAUGAGAAUCUCAUUUGGGUAGCGUUUGACAAUCGUAGCGAUGGACCCAAGAGAAAUAAUCGUGCCUUCAAUUGGGUGCAAAUGUUGGCCAUCUUCCGCAAAUAUGGCCUUAACAAUUUCAUCAUACACGAAGAGGUUGUGCAGCAUCCUUGGAAUAACACCAAAACUGUGACAGCCCUAAAGAAGCCAUAUGCCGAAAGUGCAACACAUUUUCUCGGUCCUCAGGAGGAUGAACACAGGAAGUUUACCUUAUGGAACAUUUCCGAUAGCCUAGAUCACCGGGCAUUUGUAGAGUUUGAUUUGAAACUUAAAAAAGUGGUGGAUUAUCACAACAAUGGCACUGAGACAAGGCCACAAUUCAUUACCUUUAAGCAGUUAAAAGACAUGCAACUGGAGUGGUUGGCCGUUUAUCUGAUCAUAAUAUCGCACCCUGUGCCAGUGGAGCCUCAAAUGGAAAUCUACAUUGAAGACAUAGGCUAUAUGAAGACCAUAAAAUUAUUUCUGGACGAAGUAGAGGAUACUCAGCUUUUGGCCCGCUACUUGCAGUUGAAUUUCCUGAGCCAGUCCAUCAAUGGAUUUCAUGAUCCUGGUUACUAUGAUUGUACCCCAAGCACCAGACUUCAAUUUCCUUUGGCCAUGCAGUGGCUGUACAAAUAUCUGCAUCCAGAAAUCAGCCAUGAUUUCUAUGAAAUCCACCAGCUGUUCACAAAUUUAAAGCGAAUUAUGCGCAAAAAACUCUCAACCUUUUUCAAUGGCAAAGCUCGAGAUUAUGUGGUUGGUAAAAUUGACAAUAUUAAAUUAAAAAUGCUCAAUGUCUGGCAACCCUCGCUUGAGCACUUCUAUGAGAGCCUGCAUUUGGAUCCUUUCGAUUAUGUCGGCAAUCGUUUAAAGCUGAAGCACAAAUAUUUUCGAGCAAGCCACUCGAACUCGGCAGGCAAAGUAACUCAAGGAGCUUUUGAGUUUUUAAAUCUGGAUAGCAUUGUUCCCUGGGUUACUUAUUGGCCCUCGAACUAACCAAGGCGUUCUCCCAAGAAAACUGGAAUAUUGAUGCGAAUAGCAAUCUAUCACAAGAAUCAUUGAGAUAUUUUAAUUC
Stomoxys calcitrans (stable fly) is the source of this 1551-nucleotide messenger RNA. RefSeq lists its product as uncharacterized. The transcript is spliced from 2 exons. Bases 12 to 1472 code for a protein of 486 amino acids. Gene Ontology annotation, molecular function: metallopeptidase activity. Gene Ontology annotation, biological process: proteolysis. Lineage: Eukaryota; Metazoa; Arthropoda; Insecta; Diptera; Muscidae. The record is from RefSeq and is a predicted model, not a curated record.